This is a messenger RNA of Camelus dromedarius (Arabian camel), 7533 nucleotides long. It is a transcript of the gene IL6ST, whose product is annotated as interleukin 6 cytokine family signal transducer. Gene Ontology annotation, biological process: cytokine-mediated signaling pathway. Gene Ontology annotation, molecular function: interleukin-6 binding; interleukin-6 receptor activity. The transcript is spliced from 14 exons. The record is from RefSeq and is a predicted model, not a curated record. Gene Ontology annotation, cellular component: membrane; signaling receptor complex; external side of plasma membrane. NCBI's taxonomy places the organism in Eukaryota, Metazoa, Chordata, Mammalia, Artiodactyla, Camelidae. Bases 267 to 2129 code for a protein of 620 amino acids.
GCGGAGUCAGGGGGCGCAUCGCCUGCGGGAGGAGGGCAGCGUGCAGCGUCUGCUGGGAAGAGCCGGGAGCCAGCCGGACCCGGGACGAGGCACCGACAGGCCGCGGAGCAGCUAGGGGGACGCCCGGGCGCAGCUGCGCUGGGGGCCGUGCCGCGGCUGGUAGCCAACUGGCCCGGCCCGGCCCGGCCCGGCCCAGGGACGAGAGGGACGUGCGCUGUGAGACGCGGAGGAGCGAGGCGCCUCGGCCUGAGAAAUAUCUAUGCAAGAUGUUGACAUUGCAUACUUGGAUAGUGCAAGCUUUGUUUAUUUUCCUCACUACUGGAUCUAUAGGUGAACUUCUAGAACCAUGUGGUCAUAUCAGUCCUGAAUCUCCAGUUGUACAACUUGGUUCUAAUUUCACGGCAGUUUGUGUGCUAAAGGAAAAAUGUAUGGAUUAUUUUCAUGUAAAUGCUAAUUAUAUUUUCUGGAAAACAAACCAUGUUACUGUUCCUUAUGAACAGUAUACUGUCAUAAACAGAACAGCAUCUAGUGUCACAUUUACAAAUAUAUCUUUAUUAAAUAUUCAACUCACUUGCAACAUUCGUACAUUUGGACAGAUUGAUCAGAACGUUUAUGGAAUCAGGAUAAUUUCAGGCUUACCUCCAGAAAAACCUAAAAAUUUGAGUUGUAUUGUGAAUGAAGGAAAGAAAAUGAUGUGUCAGUGGGAUCCUGGAAGGGAAACAUACCUGGAAACAAACUUCACUUUAAAAUCUGAAUGGGCAACAGAAAAGUUUGAUGAUUGUAGAGCAAAACGUGAGGAUCCCACCUCAUGCACUGUUGAUUAUUCUCCUGUGUAUUUUGUCAACAUUGAAGUCUGGGUAGAAGCAGAGAAUGCCCUUGGGAAGGUUACAUCAAAUCAUAUCAAUUUUGAUCCUGUAGAUAAAGUGAAGCCCAAUCCACCACAUAAUUUAUCAGUCAGCAACUCAGAGGAACUGUCUAGUAUUUUAAAAUUGACAUGGAUCAACUCAAGUAUUAAGAGUUUUAUAAGAAUGAAAUAUAACAUACAAUAUAGGACCAAAGAUGCCUCAACUUGGAACCAGAUUCCUCCUGAAGAUACAGCAUCUACCCGAUCUUCAUUCACUGUCCAGGACCUUAAGCCUUUUACAGAGUAUGUGUUUAGGAUUCGCUGUAUGAAGGAAGACGGUAAAGGAUUUUGGAGUGACUGGAGUGAAGAAGCAAGUGGGAUCACAUAUGAAGAUAGACCAUCCAAGACACCGAGUUUCUGGUAUAAAAUAGAGCCAUCUCAUACUCAUGGCUACAGAUCUGUACAACUCAUAUGGAAGACAUUGCCUCCUUUUGAAGCCAAUGGGAAAAUCUUGGAUUAUGAAGUGACUCUCACAAGAUGGAAAUCACGUUUACAAAAUUACACAGUUAAUGACACAAAACUGACAGUAAACCUCACAAAUGAUCGCUAUAUAGCAACUCUGACAGCGAGAAAUCUGGUUGGCAAGUCAGAUGCAUCUGUUUUAACUAUCCCUGCCUGUGACUUUCAAGCUACUCACCCCGUAACGGAUCUUAAAGCAUUUCCCAAAGAUAACAUGCUUUGGGUAGAAUGGACUGCUCCAAAUGAAUCUGUAAACAGAUAUGUACUUGAGUGGUGUGUGUUAUCAGAUAAAUCACCCUGUAUCCCAGACUGGCAACAAGAAGAUGGUACUGUACAUCGCACCUAUUUAAGAGGAAACUUAGCAGAGAGCAAAUGUUAUCUGAUAACAGUCACUCCAGUAUAUGCUGAUGGGCCAGGAAGCCCUGAGUCUAUAAAGGCAUACCUUAAACAAGCUCCACCUUCCAAAGGACCUACUGUCCGGACAAAAAAAGUGGGGAAAAAUGAAGCUGUCUUAGAGUGGGACCAACUUCCUGUUGAUGUUCAGAAUGGAUUUAUCAGAAAUUACACUAUAUUUUAUAGAACCAUCAUUGGAAAUGAAACUGCUGUGAAUGUGGAUUCUUCCCACACAGAAUAUACACUGUCCUCUUUGACUAGUGACACUCUGUAUAUGGUACGAAUGGCAGCGUACACAGACGAAGGUGGGAAGGAUGGUCCAGAAUUCACUUUCACUACACCAAAGUUCGUUUUAUUCCUACAUAGGCAUUAGACAGAUAAAUAAACUCCUCUAAGGACCACAAUAGAUAACUGAUACUCCAUAAGCCACAGUACCAGAGACAUAUGAGCAAGAUGAAGAAGCAGAGAAACCAUUCCCAAUUAAAAGAAGAAGAGAAAUCCCCUAAAAGAACGAUCAAUGAAAUAGACAUCAAUAGCCUACUAGAUCAAGAUUUCAAAAAAGGAGUGAUCAAAGUGCUGAAGGAACUAAAAGAGAUAGUGUUUAGAGAUAUAAAAUAUGUCAAAAAUGAAAUUGAAGCUAUAAAGAAGAGCCAAGUAGAAUGGGUAAACUCAUUGACUGAGAUGAGGAAUGAUCUAAAAGCUGUGCAAAACCAACUAGAUAAUGCAGAGGGAUGAAUUAAUGACCCAGAAGACAGGACAAUAGAAAGCACCCAAUCAGAAGAGCUACAAGAUAAACAAAUAAAAACAAAUGGGGAUUGAAAAGGUUUUUGAAGAAAUCAUGACUGGAAACUUCCCAAACUUAAAGAAGAAAUCAGAUAUCCAAGUACAGGAAGCUCAGAGGGUCCCAAACAGGAAGAACCGAAACAGACCCACACUAAGACAUAUCAUAAUCAAGAUGGCCAGAGUCGAGGAUAAAGAAAUGAUUCUAAAGGCAGCAAGAGAAAAGCAAAGAAUAAGUUACAAGGGAACCCCCAUAAGGCUCUCAGCUGAUUUUUCUACACAAACACUACAGGCCAGAAGGGAGUGGCAAGAUAUAUUCAAAGUCCUGAAUGAAAAAAAGAUGCAGCGUAGGAUACUUUAUCCAGCAAGGCUAUCCUUUAGGAUAGAAGGAGAGAGAAAGAAUUUCACAGACAAGAAAAAGCUGCAGGAGUUUAGCAACACUAAACCCAUGCUGAAAGAAAUAUUGAAAGGUCUACUCUAAAUAGAAAAGGAGCAGGAUGCUACAGAAAUGAGAAACUCACAACUGGAAAGGUGAUAACUCAAGAAUUACAAAUAAAAUAAGCAUGAAAUUAUAAAAGAAGACAUGCAAAUCAUUGAGAGUGGGAGAGGGAGGCAGGGAUAUAUAGAAUAUUUUUUUUCUUUCUUUUUUAAAUUUUUUGUUCUUGGUAAGAUGGGUUUGAGAUUAUGUUACUAUCAGUUUAAGAAAAACAGUUAUAGUAAGGGGCUAAUAGAUUUACGAAAAAGGAUAACCACAAGCCAAAAACUUACAAGGGAGUCACAAAAAUUAAAUAAAAUCCAUGAUAACACAAAGAAAAAUUACCAAACCACAAAAGGAAGAAGAAAGGAACAAAGAGGAAAUACCAACUGCAAAGAUAAGUUCAAAAUGGCAAUAAACACACGUCUAUCAUUAAUUACCUUAAAUGUUAAUGGAUUAAAUGCUCCAGUCAAAAGACAUAUAGAGUGGCAGACUGGAUAAUAAAGCAAGAACCUUCAAUAUGCUGCAUAGAGACCCACUUUAGGGAGAAGGCCACAUAGAGAUUGAGAGUGAAAGGAUGGAAAAGGAUAUUCCAUGCAAAUGGAAAAGCCAAAAAAGCAGGUGUUGCAGUACUACUUUCAGACAAAAUAGACUUUAAAACAAAGGCCAUAAAGAUAAAGAAGGACAUUUUAUAAUGAUUAAAGGAGUGAUACAAGAUGAGGAUAUUACACUUGUUAAUAUAUAUGCACCCAAUACAGGAGCACCUAAGUACAUAGAACAAUUACUAACAGAGAUAAAGGGGGAUAUUGAUGGGAAUACAAUCAUAGUUGGAGAUUUUAACACCACAUUAACAACACUAGACAGAUCUUCCAGACAGAAAAUAAAUAAGGCAACAGAGAAAUUAAAUGAUACAAUAGACAAAUUAGAUUUCGUGGAUAUUUUCAGAGCAUUACACCCCCCAAAAAUAGGAUAUACAUUCUUUUCAAGUGCACGUGGAACAUUUUCCAGGAUUUAUCAUGUACUUGGGCACAAAAGAAACCUCAACAAUUUUAAGAAGAUAGAAAUUAUCUCAAGCAUCUUUACUGACCACAAUGCCAUGAAACUACAAAUCAACAACAGAGAAACAAAGGAGAAAAAAAGGAAAGCAUGAAGAUUAAACUAUGUUAUUAAAAAAAAAAUGGGUCAAUGAGGAAAUCAAAGCUGAAAUUUAAAAAUACCUUGAGACAAAUGACAAUGAAAGCACAACCACUCAAAAUCUAUGGGACACAGCAAAGGCAGUGCUAAGAGGGAAGUUUAUAGCGAUACAGGCCUUCCUCAAAACAGAAGAACAAUCUCAAAUAAACAAUUUAACCAACCAGCUGAAUGAAUUAGAAAAAGAAGAACAAAAAGCCCCAAAAGGCAACAGAAGGAAGGAAAUUAUAAAGAUUAGGGAGGAAAUAAAUGCAAUAGAGAUUAACAAGACCAUAGAAAAAAUCAACCAAACCAAAAGCUGGUUUUUUGAAAAAGUAAAUAAAAUUGACAAACCUCUGGCAAAACUCACAAAGAAGAAAAAAGAGCACAAAUUAGCAAAAUAAGAAAGGAAAAUGGAGAAAUUACAACAAAUAAAAUAGAAAUACAGAAUAUCAUACGAGAAUAUUAUGAAAAACUAUAUGGAACCAACCUGGAUAACCUAGAGGAGAUGGACAAGUUUCUGGAAACAUACUGUCCACCAAGACUGAAUCGAGAAGAAACUGACCACUUGAACAAUCUGAUUACUAGAAAUGAAAUAGAAAUAGCAAUUAAAAACCUCCCUACAAAUAAAAGCCUAGGACCGGAUGGCUUCACCGGGGAAUUCUACCAAACAUACAAAGAAGAACUCAUACCAGUCCUUCUCAAACUCUUCCAGAUGAUUGAAAAGGAGGGAAUAUUCCCAAACUCAUUCUAUGAAGCCACCAUCACCCUGAUACCAAAACCAGGCAAAGACACCACCAAAAAAAGAGAAUUACAGGCCAAUAUAACUGAUGAACAUAGAUCCCAAAAUCCUCACCAAAAUAUUAGCAAAUAGAACCCAACAACACAGAAAAAAGAUUAUACAUCAUGACCAAGUGGGGUUCAUCCCAGGGACACAAGGGUGGUUCAACAUACACAAAUCAAUCAGUGUAAUACAUCAUAUCAACAAGAGAAAGGACAAAAACCACAUGAUCUUCUCAAUCGAUGCAGAAAAAGCAUUUGAUAAAAUUCAACACCCAUUUAUGAUAAAAACUCUCACCAAAGUGGGUAUAGAGGGAACAUAUCUCAACAUAAUAAAAGCUAUAUAUGACAAACCUACAGCCAGCAUAGUACUCAACGGUGAAAAACUCAAAAGCUUCCCACUAAAAUCUGGGACAAGACAAGGAUGCCCACUAUCACCACUCCUAUUCAACAUAGUCCUGGAAGUCCUAGCCACAGCAGUCAGGCAAGAGAAAGAAAUAAAAGGGAUCCAAAUUGGAAAAGAAGAGGUAAAAGUGUCAUUAUAUGCUGAUGACAUGCUACUAUAUAUAGAAAACCCUAAAAGGUCCACACAAAAGCUACUAGAGCUGAUUGAAGAAUUCAGCAAGGUAGCAGGUUACAAAAUUAACGUUCAAAAAUCAGUUGCAUUUCUUUACACUAACGAUAAAUCAACAGAAGAAGAAAGUAAAGAAACAAUCCCCUUUAAAAUAGCACCCAAAGUAAUAAAAUAUCUGGGAAUAAAUCUAACCAAGGAGGUGAAAGAAUUAUACACAGAAAACUAUAAACCAUUGAUGAAGGAAAUUAAAGAAGAACUUUAAAAAAUGGAAGGAUAUCCCAUGCUCUUGGAUUGGAAGAAUCAAUAUUGUUAAAAUGGUCACACUGCCCAAGGCAAUCUACAGAUUUAAUGCAAUCCCUAUCCAAUUACCCAGGACAUAUUUCACAGAACUAGAAAAAAUCAUAAUAAAAUUCAUAUGGAACCAUCAAAGACCUAGAAUUGCCAAAGCAUUACUGAAGAGAAAGAAAGAGGCUGGAGGAAUAACUCUCCCAGACUUCAGACAAUACUAUAGAGCUACAGUCAUCAAGACAGCAUGGUAUUGGUACAAAAAGAGACAUAUAGACCAAUGGAACAGAAUAGAGAGCCCAGAAAUGAACCCACAAACUUCUGAUCAACUCAUCUUUGACAAAGGAGGCAAGAAUAUACAAUGGAAUAAAGAGAGUCUCUUCAGCAAAUGGUGUUGGGAAAACUGGAUAGCAGCAUGUAAACCAAUGAAGCUAGAACACUCCCUUACACCAUACACAAAAAUCAACUCAAAAUGGAUCAAAGACAUAAGACAAGAUACAAUAAACCUCCUAGAGGAAAACAUAGUCAAAACAUUAUCUGACAUACAUCUCAAAAAUUUUCUCCUAGAAGAAAUAAAAGCAAGAAUAAACAAAUGGGACCUAAUUAAACUUACAAGCUUCUGCACAGCAAAGGAAACCAUAAAUAAAACAAAAAGACAACCUACGGAAUGGGAGAAAAUCUUUGCAAAUGAAACCGACAAAGGCCUGAUCUCCAGAAUGUAUAAGCAGCUCAUAGGACUUAAUAAGAAACAACCGAACAACCCAAUCCAAAGAUGGGCAAAAGACCUGAACAAGCAAUUCUCCAAGGAAGACAUACAAAUGAUCAAUAAGCACAUGAAAAAAUGCUCAAUAUCACUAAUUAUCAGAGAAAUGCAAAUCAAAAUUACAAUGAGGAAUCACCUCACACCAGUCAGAAUGACCAUCAUUCAAAAAUCCACAAAUGACAAAUGCUGGAGAGGCUGUGGAGAAAGGGAACCCUCCUACACUGCUGGUGGGAAUGCAGUUUGGUGCAGCCACUGUGGAAAACUGUGGAGAUUCCUCAAAAGACUAGGAAUAGACUUACCAUAUGACCCAGGAAUCCCACUCCUGGGCUUAUAUCCAGAAGGAACCCUACUUCAGGAUGACACCUGCACCCCAAUGUUCAUAGCAGCACUAUUUACAAUAGCCAAGACAUGGAAACAGCCUAAAUGUCCAUCAACGGAUGACUGGAUAAAGAAGAGGUGGUGUAUUUAUACAAUGGAAUACUAUUCAGCCGUAAAAACCGACAACAUAAUGCCAUUUGCAGCAACAUGGAUGUUCCUGGAGAAUGUCAUUCUAAGUGAAGUAAGCCAGAAAGAGAAAGAAAAAUACCAUAUGAGAUCACUCAUAUGUGGAAUCUAAAAAGCAAAAACAAAAAAACAAAGCAUAAAUACAAAACAGAAAUAGACUCAUAGACAUAGAAUACAAACUUGUGGUUCCCAAGGGGUGGAGGAUGGGAAGGGAUAGACGGGAUUUUAAAAUUGUAGAAUAGAUAAACAAGUUAUACUGUAAAGCACAGGGAAAUAUAUACAAGAUCUUAUGGUAAUUCACAGAAAAAAAAUGUGACAAUGAAUAUACAUAUGUUCAUGUAUAACUGAAAAAUUGUGCUGUACACUGGAAUUUGACACAACAUUGUAAAAUGAUUAUAAAUCAAUAAAAAAUGUUAAAAUGCAAUAAAAACCUCUAAUAUAAAUUA